This is a messenger RNA of Lodderomyces oxycetoniae, 1095 nucleotides long. RefSeq names its product replication factor C subunit 2 (gene RFC2). The transcript has a single exon. Gene Ontology annotation, biological process: DNA-templated DNA replication; DNA repair. Gene Ontology annotation, molecular function: ATP binding; ATP hydrolysis activity; DNA binding. NCBI's taxonomy places the organism in Eukaryota, Fungi, Ascomycota, Pichiomycetes, Serinales, Debaryomycetaceae. Bases 1 to 1095 code for a protein of 364 amino acids. Gene Ontology annotation, cellular component: DNA replication factor C complex; nucleus. The record is from RefSeq and is a predicted model, not a curated record.
AUGACUACGGAUAAAGUAGCAGGUACAACGUACCAGGAGGAAAAACUUCAUCAUACACCAUGGAUUGAAAAAUAUAGACCGAAAAAACUCGAUGAUAUAGCAUCGCAGGACCAUGCAGUGAAAGUUUUGAAACAACAAGUAUCAACGGGUAACUUACCUCAUAUGUUAUUUUAUGGACCACCAGGGACUGGAAAAACUUCAACUAUACUAGCAUUGGCCAAACAAUUGUACGGCCCCAAUCUAUAUAAAUCAAGAGUAUUGGAAUUGAAUGCAAGUGACGAAAGAGGUAUAUCUAUUGUACGUGAAAAAAUUAAGAAUUUUGCUAAAUUGACUGUGAGUAAUCCUAGUGAAGAGGACUUGAAAAAUUAUCCAUGUCCGCCUUAUAAGAUUAUUAUAUUGGAUGAGGCUGAUUCAAUGACAAACGACGCACAAAGUGCUUUGAGAAGAACAAUGGAAACUUAUGCAAAUAUCACCAGAUUUGCUUUAGUUUGUAAUUAUAUCACCAGAAUUAUCGAUCCCUUGGCUUCGAGAUGUUCAAAGUUUAGGUUCAAAUCGUUGAAUAAUGAAAACUCAUUAAACAGAUUGAAAUUUAUUGCCAAAGAAGAGAAUUUGUACUUGGAUACUUCAGGAGGACCCGAGUCGGACGAUGAGGUGUUGAAUGAAGUGUUAAGAAUUAGUAAUGGUGAUUUGAGGAAAGCAAUUACUUACUUACAAAGUGCUUCGAAAUUGAGUACAAGUCUAAAGUUAGAAAAUGGGAACGCGGAGACAAACGUGGGUGUGAUUACAAAAGCAUCAAUCAGAGAAACGGCUGGAAUAUUACCAGAUACUUUGAUCUCGCAAAUGAUAAGUAUCAUCAAAAGAAAAGACGAAGAAAAAUUAAUACAGAUAGUUGAUGAUAUUAUAUUAAGUGGUUGGAGUACACAACAGUUAAUUGAUCAACUACAUGAACAGUUAAUAAUGGAUGACACUAUAAGCUCACUUACUAAAAACAAAAUUGCAAUCAUCUUAUUUGACACAGAUAAAAAGUUGAACAUCGGUACAGACGAGCAUAUUCAAUUGCUCAAUUUGGUGCUCCAAGUUUCUAAAGUUAUGUAG